This is a messenger RNA of Camelina sativa (false flax), 817 nucleotides long. The record is from RefSeq and is a predicted model, not a curated record. Lineage: Eukaryota; Viridiplantae; Streptophyta; Magnoliopsida; Brassicales; Brassicaceae.
CCAAUCGUUUAUCAAAACUUGGAUUAUUAAAUCGUUAAAUAAUUGAUAAACAUAUUUAAUUGUCAUUAUAUAUAGGUAAAAACUAAUACGAAGGACCAAAUUCGAAGGUAACUUGAUGAAGAAGAAACGGAAAAGGAGACGCACGGCUCGGCAACCGCCCACGUUUACUUCGUAAGCCUUCACACAUUAAUCGAUGCACCUCUGCUUCCACACACACAUGCUCUUCCUCACCUCUACGUUCACACAAUCCCAUAUAUAUUAGAGAUAGAUGUACUCGAAUAUACCACCAAGUGCUCACUUGUUAGCUUUUCCAAUCUUUACACACCAAAAUUCGUGAAAAAAAAGUAUAUGAAAAAUGUUGCCGUACAUUGGACACAACAGCUACCAGCAGCACCAGUUUCCAUCACCGGAGAUGGAAAUAAUUCCGGAGGAGAAGUGGAAGCUUUCCUAUGGGCAAGAGGUUACUGCUCCGGCUUGUCCUCGUUGUGCAUCGUCCAACACCAAGUUUUGUUAUUACAACAACUACAGCUUGUCUCAGCCUAGAUACUUCUGCAAAGGUUGCCGUCGUUACUGGACCAAGGGAGGUUCUCUCCGCAACAUUCCUGUAGGUGGAGGCUGUCGCAAGAGAAGCCGCAGCAGACACAACAGUCACAAAAGGUUUGGUCGGAACGAGAAUCGACCUGAUGGUCUUAUUAACCAAGAUGAUGGAAUUCAGUCCAGCCCUGCCGGUUCUGAUAUUGAUUUGGCUGCGGUUUUCGCACAGUACGUGACUGAUCNCUUCCUCACCUCUACGUUCACACAAUCCCAUAUAUAUUAG